AUGUCAUCAAAGCACGAAAUACUUGAUAAUCGACCAAUUGAUAAAUGGAAGGUUAUAGAGUUGAAAGAAGAACUCAAGAGACGGAAGUUGACAACUCGAGGCUUAAAAAAGGACUUGGUAAAACGGUUAGAUGAAGCUAUUAGAGCAGAAAGGGAAAACAAUACUGCAAAUGAGGCAGAUAAUGGUUUUAAUUAUGAUGAAGGGGUCGAGAAAGCAAUGCCAAGUAUUGUAGAGAAAGUUGAAGAUGAUGGUGGUAGUGGGUUGAAGUUGAAGGAUGAUGUUAUUGAUUGUGCGACUGCGUCGGGUCACGGAGUAGUUAAGACUGAAAUAACACUUACCCACACUGUGGUAACGGAGGUACCAGAGGUUGGACAAAAUUUGCAGAUCCCGAAACUAGAAGAAAAUGUGAAUUCUAACAUCCAAGGGGAGAAUGAUGGUCCGAAGCUUGAGGUGGAGAGGGAUGACCCCAAGGCUCAGCUAGGGAAUGAGGAUGGCAUGCGUGCCUCUUCUGCUUUGAACAAUCAGGUAUCUGAGAUCAACACUAUUUCUACUGAUUCUAUGUCAGUUAAUGAAAAGAUUGAACUAAAGGAUACUGUAAUUGAUGAUAAUGUGAAACAAAGCUUAGAUGUUGUACCGAUGGAUGAUGAACAACCACUUGAGAACAAGGCAUCUGUUGAUGAGAGAGAUGACAAGAAUGAUACAACUACAGACAUAAGCAGUAAAAAUGACAGUGGGGAGAUGGGGUACUCUGGGAAAUUAAAUUUAGAUAGUUCUGGCGAUGAAUCAAUGGAGGAAGAUAUGCUUGAAACUAAGCAAAUUGAUCCAAAAUGUACUUCUGAUGAAAUAGGAGAAAAUAGUGUGGAAAAUGAGGAGGGAAUGCCUGUUGUUGUAGGAGAUGGUUCAUCUACAGACAGAAAGGACGUCUUUGAUGUUCCUGCUGAGAAAAGAAAGCUUUAUGAUGAUGAAGCUAUUGGGAACACUGAGGCUACGAAAAGGCAUAAAUGGAACUCUGAUAAUUUACUAGUGCAGCAAGCCACUAAUCAUACAGUGACCAACAACACUAGUGAAGAUACACCCGGGGAACGACUUGUUCCACCUUCACAAAAACCUCCGACCACUUCACUUAGAGUUGAUAAUUUUCGUCGGCCUUUUACCUUGAAAGCGGUGCGACAACUUUUAGGCAAAACUGGGAUUAUUGCAAGCUUCUGGAUGGACCACAUUAAGACCCAUUGUUAUGUUACAUAUUUAUCUGUGGAAGAAGCAAUAGAGACACGAAAUGCCAUUUAUAACCUGCAAUGGCCACCUAAUGGGGGACGUCUGUUGGUGGCUGAAUUUGUUGAUCCUCAUGAAGUUGAAAAUCGUGUAGAAAGUCCACCACCAACUACAACUGUCACCGACAACUGUGGUUUUACUGCUCAUCAACAACAGGUUUCUGAACAGCAGCCUCUUUCACCACCUCCUCCAGAGGAACCGGAUUCUCCUAUGCUAACCCUAGAUGACCUAUUUCGAAAAACCAAAGCAACUCCUAAGAUCUAUUAUUUGCCUCUGUCAGAAGAACAAGUUGCUGCAAAGCAAGCUACACAUUACAGACACACCAAACACUGGUGAUCGAUCGGCCUAUAGUUUAUC
Messenger RNA from Gossypium raimondii (Peruvian cotton), 1629 nucleotides. RefSeq lists its product as uncharacterized. The record is from RefSeq and is a predicted model, not a curated record. The transcript is spliced from 4 exons. The coding region runs from base 1 to 1608 and encodes 535 amino acids. Gene Ontology annotation, molecular function: nucleic acid binding. NCBI's taxonomy places the organism in Eukaryota, Viridiplantae, Streptophyta, Magnoliopsida, Malvales, Malvaceae.